AUGACCGGGAAACAAGGCGCCGUGCUGUCGGAAAGUUUACACGUAUCGGAGAAAACCUCUCUGGGUGCGAAUGGAGGGAGGAACAGCCACCAGCCGAAGAGCAGCGCGACCCAUCCGCCGCCCAGGUGCACCGGCUUCGGCAUCCAGGAGAUCCUGGGGCUGAAUAAGGAGCCGUCUGCGGCCCCGAGGAGCCCGCUGAGCUCGCUGCCGGCCGCGGCGCACCUCAUCGCCGCUCGGUCCUUCCUGGGCCCCGCCGGCAUGGGGGUGGGAUUAAUCGACCCCUGCAGAAUACCGUCGUUUUACAGACAACCGAUGUUUUUAGAGUCUGUGCUCUCGAGCGCACGAGACGUUCACCUGCAGCCUCACAGCAGGUCCGUCGGGCCGCUGGACACCAGCCAGUCCGCCAGCUCAGACUCAGAUGAUUUGUCUUCAAAUGAAAGAAAACUCUCAAAGUCGUCAGUAAGUCAAAGCAAGAAACGGAAGAAAAGACGUCACCGGACGAUCUUCACCUCCUAUCAGCUGGAGGAGCUGGAGAAGGCCUUCAACGAGGCGCACUACCCGGAUGUGUACGCCCGAGAGAUGUUGGCCAUGAAAACAGAGCUACCUGAAGACAGAAUACAGGUGUGGUUUCAGAACCGCAGAGCCAAGUGGAGGAAGAGGGAGAAAUGCUGGGGCCGCAGCACAGUGAUGGCCGAGUACGGGCUGUACGGGGCCAUGGUGAGGCACUCCAUCCCGCUGCCAGAGUCCAUCCUCAAGUCUGCCAAGGACGGCAUCAUGGAGUCCAGCGCCCCCUGGCUGCUCGUCCAAGAUGGCUUACCGAUCAACUGACGCUAUUCUAAAUCUGAAUCCCCGCAACUCUUUGCAGGGAUGCACAAAAAGUCCACGGAGGCGGUGGUCGUCCCGGCAACGGGGCAGUGUGAUGCGGCCCAGCAGCCGAGCUCUCAGAGGGCGGUAGAAGCCGAGGCGGAGGAGAAGAGGUCAGAGGGCAAGUCCACCAUUUCUAAAGAGGAACUGAGAGAGAACAGCAUUGCUGCACUCAGGGCCAAGGCACAGCAGCACAGUGCCAAAGUGCUGGGGACGGUUUCUCAGGACAGACUGCUGGACGAGCCCCAGGAGAGAGCGGCGGCCGAGGAGAAAGCCGCUGAUCCCCUGAGUCCUGCAGAGGAGGAGAGAAGUCCCUAG
This is a messenger RNA of Pseudoliparis swirei, 1182 nucleotides long. RefSeq names its product visual system homeobox 2-like. The transcript is spliced from 5 exons. Gene Ontology annotation, molecular function: DNA-binding transcription factor activity, RNA polymerase II-specific; sequence-specific double-stranded DNA binding. Gene Ontology annotation, biological process: regulation of transcription by RNA polymerase II. Lineage: Eukaryota; Metazoa; Chordata; Actinopteri; Perciformes; Liparidae. The record is from RefSeq and is a predicted model, not a curated record. Gene Ontology annotation, cellular component: nucleus.